Molecule: messenger RNA, 916 nt
Organism: Oryza sativa Japonica Group (Japanese rice)
Lineage: Eukaryota; Viridiplantae; Streptophyta; Magnoliopsida; Poales; Poaceae
Product: protein PAM68, chloroplastic
Source: RefSeq, a predicted model, not a curated record
GAGUGCGCUCGUCUCGUCGUCUCCGAUCGACCAAACCAGCGAAACCACCAUCCGCCGGCAAUGGCAGCCUUGCUCCACCAGACACCACUCCAGCCACCUCAAACCACCACGAGACCGCACCCGUGGACGCACACCUCCACAACCAACCUCUCGCCGCCUCACGUGGCACUCCCCCAGCGACGGCGAGCCCCACUCCGGCGGCUACAAGCCGCCGGCAGCGGCGGCGCCAUCGGCUCCUCCGCCGUCACGGACACCGAGAGCACCACCACAGCCAAAUCGCCUUCCAAGAAGAAGAGCCGCAAGGAGAAGCAGCGGAUGCGGCGGCAGGAGAAGGAGCAGGAGCAGCGGCAGAUGGUGCUGGAAGCGCUGGACGUCAAGAGCGGCGGCGAGGUGGACGAGGACGACGACGAGCUGCCGCAGCCGGUGUUCGACCGCAUCCUCCGCCGGAUCAUGUUCAUGGUCGGCGUCCCGAUGGCGUCCGGCGUCGGGCUGCUCAACCUGUACGGCGCGCUGGAGCGCGGCCGGGGCGUCGCCGUGCCGUCGUGGCUGCCGCUGCUGACCAUCCUCGUCGCCUUCGGCACGUCGGCGCUGGGGAUCGCCUUCGGGACGCUGUCGGCGAGCUGGGACCCGGAGAAGGAAGGGUCGCUGCUCGGGCUGGAAGAGGCCCGAGCCAACUGGCCCGUGCUGUGGGAGGAAGAAAUCGAGAAGGCCAAGAAGAAGAAAUGACUGUACAUUGAUGCUAAAUUGCUACUAGUAGAAAGUACAGUAGAGCACUGAAAAUAUGUGUACCUUGCCAGUUCAGUGUGGUAUAUACUACAUUUCGUAAUGAGGGGAUUGAUUAGUUCUUGGUUAAUCCGCAAUUGCAUGUAGAUAUGCUAUAAAUUUUCACAGCAAGUAACACUAGUUGUCUUUGAGA